AUGUGCAGCUUUUUGUUGGCGAAUUGGGUGCUGGCAGUGAACAUCUCGAUAUGGAAUCGCUACAUGCAGUUACGGGGGCCCGAUUCGACCACAGAGCUCCGGUUUGGGCGCUGGUAUCUGGUCCACAACCUACUGAGCAUCUCUGGCUUCCCUGGCUCUUCCAUGCUGCAGCCUUUCUCAAGUAACUCCGCGGCGGCCGUUUACAACGGCGAGAUCUACAACCACCUUGAGCUCCGGCCCUUUCGAGGCUCCCAAUUCCCUUUGGGUGCCGGCGAUGGUGAAGUGCUGAUUCCGGCCUUCGAGGACUUCGGACCCACUUUUCCCCGACACUUGGAUGGUGAGUUUGCUUUGGCUUUGGUGGAGAGGGAGCUGGAGAUGGUGGUUCUGGCCUUAGACGCCUUCGGCACGAAGCCCCUCUGGUACGGCAUCUCCUCCGACGGCCUGCGCUUUGCUGCCGCAUCCUAUCGAAGCGCACUGACCAAGCUCGACCUGGCAGAGAUACGGCCCGUGCCGCCGAACUCGAUCCUUGUGUUCACUGCGAAGGAAGCGGAACCCGUCCAGCUCAUUCAGCAGCUUGCGCAGUUUGAGUUUGACCUGAAACAGUGGAAGUCCGACACCAGAGAUUGGGAGAAGGCCUUCAUGCGGGCCGUAGCCCAAAGGGCCGGGCAAAAUCGUCACCAGUUUUGGCUCGGCCUGAGCAGUGGCCACGAUUCCGGCGCGGUCCACUGUGCCGUGGAGCUUUUGGCAUCUGCCGCAUCCCGCGAAGGCAACGUUAAAGCACUGCAGAACUCCACGCUACCACCAUUUGAGUCAUUUGGCCGGAAGGGCUACUCCGCGUGGAUGGUUCGUGCUGGCGAAUGGAUGGACUAUCUGCACGACCGAGUCGAGUACCAUGGUGAUGCACAUAGCUCCGGGUUGGCGUUUCUCAUCCAGCUCGGGCAGCAGGACUACGAGGAGCAUCAGGUCAUAAUUCACAACCGUGCCGAACCAUCAUCUUAUCCGUUGGUGAUGGAUUCUGCUGCCGUGGCCAUGUCCUUCAUUGGGCAAAGAGCGCGACAACUUGGUCAACUGGUCUACAUCAGUGGGCAGGGCGCCGACGAGGUGCUCAGUGACUAUGGCUUCCUCGGGGUACAUGUGAAUAUUGACAAAGACCGCAUCAUUUUGAAGCGCCGCCGGCAUCAGUUCUUUCCGGAAGACCUUUCCCAGGUCUUUCCUUGGAACAACUUCUUCCGAGGUACCAUGCGCAACUUCAUUUUCAAGGAGGAAGUGAUCCUAGGCAUCCACGGGAUUGAGACACGGUACCCCUUUCUGAGCACACGUGUGGUGCAGGAGUACCUGUGGCUGACAAGCGAAGCCAAAAAUAGACUGUACAAGACGCCAGUUUCCGAAUUUUUGUCCCGGCACGGCUACUCGUAUAAGGAUGCGUCAAAACUGGGCUUCGUCGCAUCACAGAACGUCGAUCCGGAGGCUUCUAGCAUCAGCCUGCUGCCCAUGGGCAGGCCUAUUGCCAAGAAGUUCUGGGAAGACCUCUUGUUGAAGACAAGUGGCCAUUGCUUGGGUGGCAACAGUGUGCCAGGAAUACGGGACGAUCUCCUGGAAUUGGCUUCCAAGCUGCGGCGCCCCUGCGCAUUCUUCGGCGAUGGUAGUGAGUGGAUCGUGGCCAAGAGGAUUGUAAUGUGGGCCAACUUGCUGACGGGCUUCACCCCUCGCUCCACGGAGUGCGAUGUAAAUGCAGUCGCCGUCCACUUUGCCGGCUUGGCGCUCUGGAGCCUGGAAGGGGCCCGCGCUGUCGGGGAGAGAGGGAGGAUCACCUCCUCCGUGGCUGUGCACUUCGAGGGGAGCGGCAGGGAAGCGGGCCCACUGUUGUCAACGCGGCAGUUGGAUUGGGUGUUGAACCUGGACUGGAGUCAGGCUGGGCGGAAGCUCUUGGGUCUGGUGCUAUCUCUGGUGGCCCGUGCUGCUGCCAGGGCGGCCACGCUGCUGCCUGAGGUACACGGAGAUACUUCACUCUGUGACCAGAGACUUGAAGCACCGGAGGCGCUGCAGCGGAGACUACGUGACCUGUGGCAGCGGUGGCAGUCGGAUACAUCGGCUGGCACUGGGCUGCCGAGUGUCGUUCAUUUCCUGGCGAUCACGGAGCCAUUUUGGACAGCCCUCGAGCCAGAAGGCCCAGCGCAGGGCCCUUCCAGCUGCCCCAGCAAAGCUCAGGAGAUGUGCGCCACCCCGGAAGAGCUGGAGCCACGCUGGGAAUAUGCAGAUUUGGCGCGACUUGGGACGACGCACAACUUCUCUGAUUUGGAGUAUGCACGUGGCGAGUAUUCAGCCGAUGGCUUUGUGUCAAAGGACACCAUCAGCUUGGUGACUCUUUUUGCGAAAGGCUCUCGGCCUUUUGGCGUGUGGCUGACUCCCAAGGACGACGCCCCAAUGCUGCAGCAUUUCGAAAAAGAUGAGGAGGGCUGGUACGCGGCCCAUCAGCUGCUGCAGACCACGGAUAGCUUUCAGAUCCACUGGAAUGAGAGCCUUACCCACUUGACGAUCAUGUACCAAGCUUUGCCCUGCUUUGGACUAGGGAAUACUCGCUACGUCGAGGCCAUCCCACUGAGAAAAUCAUACAUCACGCAGACGGACUCUCCAGAAGCGUGCUGCACGCUUUGCUACCAGGAGACAAAGUGCGAGACUUGGAUGUGGCUAAUGGAUGGCACCGGCAACACAGGCUGCUGGCUUGCUAGGGAUGUCAGUGGCAUUCAGAGCGACAACGGCGUCACCCUUGGUCGGAUACGCGCCAAGCAGGCAGAAGAAAGACGGCAGAAAGAGCGACAGGAACGCGAGCAGGAGCGCGACCGAGCACGCAUCGCCGCCGCCCAGGCCGCUGCGGCACAGGCGGCGCAGGAAGCCCGUGGGAAACCUGCUGUUGCGGCUCCAGGCCCGCGGGACGUGCCAAAGACCGCAGCUUCGAGGGGCGCAAGGCCCUCGAACGAGCCCCUCCUGUCUCCCGGAUUCCUCGCGCGCCACGCUUCGGCACCGGUCCUCCCUUUGCAGGAGCGCCCUGUACAGGUCGAGACGGUGGAGGACCACCAGCUAAAGAGAAUGCCCUCGGUGCCGUUGUUCCGUGAGCCCUACCUGGACCUGCGGAACAUCGACCUGUCGCCAAAGAAGCCGGAAGACAACUACGCCAUCUCUGACUACGGUGGUGACUCCGAAGGUGAGGACACCGCUGCACGAGAGAAGAUACGGCAGAAAAAGGCGGUUCCGCGGUGGUGCGACAGGUAUCUGCUGCAAGUCCAGAAGCAAGUGGACAUCGAUCCUGACACCAUCUUUGGCAAAGUGCCUCGCUGUGUUCUGGACGACAUGUUUCCCGACUUCCUGUACCUGCAGGCCCGACAGAAAAGACCUGCCCGUCGACGUGGUUCCUCCGGCGACUGGCGCCGCGAUCGCCUCACGCGCUGUGAGAUCCGCUCCUACAAGCAACGGAUGGGCCAGAAGCGGAGUUGGGACGAUGGACACGUGGUGGAUGGGCGCCACUGA
Molecule: messenger RNA, 3525 nt
Organism: Symbiodinium sp. CCMP2456
Lineage: Eukaryota; Dinophyceae; Suessiales; Symbiodiniaceae
Source: the annotation of a GenBank genome assembly